This is a messenger RNA of Aspergillus terreus NIH2624, 1260 nucleotides long. Its product is annotated as M20 family metallopeptidase. Lineage: Eukaryota; Fungi; Ascomycota; Eurotiomycetes; Eurotiales; Aspergillaceae. Bases 1 to 1260 code for a protein of 419 amino acids. The transcript has a single exon. The record is from RefSeq and is a predicted model, not a curated record. Gene Ontology annotation, molecular function: hydrolase activity.
AUGUCCCAGCCAAACCUAUCAGACCUUCUCAGAACAGCUUCAGUAGACCUGGCCCCCUACGAAGACCUCUACAAGUACUUCCACGCGCACCCCGAACUCUCCCGCCAAGAACAAACCACCUCAGAAACACUCGCAGCGCAUCUCGCCCGCCUGAAUGUCUACGAGCUGCACACUCACAUCGGCGGCUACGGACUGGCGGGCGUCUUCCGCAACGGCACCGGCAAGACCGUCCUACUCCGCGCCGACAUGGACGCCCUCCCCGUCAAGGAGCUGACAGGCCUCCCCUACGCCAGCACGGCCACCAUGCGCGACGCCGACGGCACCGUCAAGCCCGUCAUGCAUGCCUGCGGCCACGACAUGCACAUCACCUGCCUCCUCGCGGCGGCAGAGACGCUCGCGCAGCUGCGGCAUGCAUGGCGCGGCACGCUGAUCGUGCUGUUCCAGCCGGACGAGGAGCGCGGCGGCGGCGCGCAGGCGAUGGUGGCCGACGGGCUGUACGACCGUGUCCCCGUGCCGGACUACGUGCUCGGCCAGCACGUCAUGCGAAUGCGCGCGGGCAGCGUGGGCUCGCGGGCGGGCGCGAUCAUGGCCGCCGCGGACAGCAUGAAGAUCACGGUGUUUGGGCGCGGCGGGCACGGGUCCCAGCCGCAUCAGACGGUGGACCCGGUGCUGCUGGCGGCGCAUAUCGUGGUCCGGCUGCAGGGGAUUGUGAGUCGGGAGAUCGACCCGGGCGAGCUGGCGGUCGUCACUGUCGGCAGUCUGCAGGCCGGCCAGACGGAGAAUGUCAUCGCGGACCGGGCCGAGAUCGGGGUGGACUUCCGGUCUGUCCGCGGGGAGGUGCGCGAGCAGAUCGUCGCGGCGAUUAGACGCAUUGUCGAGGCGGAGUGCGUUGCCAGUGGCUCGCCUAGGCCGCCGGUGUUUACGCCCACGAGGCGCUUUCCGCCUACCGUUAACGACGGCGACGUGGCAUCGCGGGUGGCGGCGACGUUUGCGACGCACUUUGAUGACUUUGAUGCGGAUGUGCCGCGGACUAAUGUGAGUGAGGAUUUCUCGACCCUGGCCACCUGUCGCGGGAUCCCGAGCUGCUUCUGGCUUCUCGGGGGCAUUGAUCCGGAGCUUUGGGAUCGCGCGCAGGCGGAAUCGCGCAUGGAGGAUAUCCCCGGGAACCAUUCGGCGCUGUUCGCGCCUGUCAUCCAGCCCACGAUGAGGGCUGGGGUGGAUGCAUUGUGUCUGGCGGCUUUGACUUUCUUGGAGAAGUAG